Messenger RNA from Corapipo altera (White-ruffed manakin), 496 nucleotides. RefSeq names its product zinc finger protein ubi-d4. Lineage: Eukaryota; Metazoa; Chordata; Aves; Passeriformes; Pipridae. The transcript has 4 exons. Gene Ontology annotation, biological process: nervous system development. Gene Ontology annotation, cellular component: nBAF complex. The record is from RefSeq and is a predicted model, not a curated record. The annotation marks the transcript as partial.
UCCGCAGUCUGCGGGAAGCGCUACAAGAACCGCCCGGGGCUGAGUUACCACUACGCCCAUUCCCACCUGGCUGAGGAGGAGGGGGAUGACAAGGACGACUCCCAACCCCCCACGCCUGUAUCCCAACGCUCCGAGGAGCAGAAAUCCAAGAAAGGCCCGGACGGGUUGGCCCUUCCCAACAACUACUGCGACUUCUGCCUGGGGGACUCCAAGAUCAACAAGAAGACGGGGCAGCCCGAGGAGCUCGUGUCCUGCUCCGACUGCGGGAGGUCAGGGCACCCAUCGUGCCUGCAGUUCACGCCGGUGAUGAUGGCGGCGGUGAAGACGUACCGCUGGCAGUGCAUCGAGUGCAAGUGCUGCAACAUCUGCGGCACCUCCGAGAACGACGAUCAGCUGCUGUUCUGUGACGACUGUGACCGCGGGUACCACAUGUACUGCCUGACCCCCCCCAUGGCAGAGCCCCCCGAGGGUGAGUCCUGACCCCCAUCCCGAUCCC